UCUGGCAGGGUCCGCUGGGGGAGUGGGGGUCCGGGUCUUGAGCUAGAGUCCAGGGUGAGCGUGUGAGUGUGCGCGUCCAGGGCUAGAGUCUAGCGGCCCUCCCCCACGGUUCCCGGAGCCGCCCACGGUCACGUGGCCGGCGGGGCCGACAGGUAACUCGCCCAGAGAGGGCGGGGGCCGGUAGCCGCCCCGCCCCACGGGGCGCCGCGGGCGGGUCUCGGCAGCGCCCACUGCGCCAGCCGGGCCGCAGGUGCCGCCCCCAACACACGGUGUCCCGCCCAAGCCGAUCCGCGUCCGCCGUCGGUCGGUGCGUGCGUGCGCUUCGUCGGUCCGCGUGUGUCUGGCCGAGCGCCCCCUUCCUCUGCGGCCAUGACUCCGCCGCCACCCCAGCCAGCACCCCCAGGCCCGAACCCAGCCGCAGACGCCGCUGCGGACCCCCGUCCCGGGCCUGGACCCCUGGUCGUACUGUUCGGGGCCACGGCCGGUGCGCUGGGGCCGGACCUGGGCUCCGAUGAGACCGAUCUAAUCCUCCUAGUCUGGCAAGUGGUGGAGCCGCGGAGCCGCCAGGUGGGGACAUUGCAUAAGUCACUGGUUCGCGCCGAGGCGGCCGCACUGAGCCCGCAGUGCCGCGAGGCGAGCGGCCUGAGCGCCGACAGUCUGGCUCGGGCCGAGCCGCUGGACAAGGUGCUGCAGCAGUUCUCACAGCUGGUGAGCGGGGAUGUGGCUCUGCUGGGCGGGGGCCCCUACAUGCUCUGCACUGAUGGGCAGCAGCUGCUGCGACAGGUCCUGCACCCUGAGGCCUCCAGGAAGAACCUGGUGCUCCCCGACACAUUCUUCUCCUUCUACGACCUCCGCAGAGAGUUCCACGUGCAGCACCCGAGCGCCAGCCCUGCCAGGGACCUCACUGUGGCCACCAUGGCACAGGACUUGGGGCUGGAGACAGAUGCCACAGAGGAUGAUUUUGGGGUGUGGGAAGUGAAGACUAUGGUAGCUGUCAUCCUCCACCUGCUUGAUGGGCCCAGCGGUCAGCUGUUUUCGAAGCCCGAAGUGGUAAAGCAGAAAUAUGAGACCGGGCCUUGCUGGACAGCUCUGACGGUGCCCUGCCUCCAUAGCAGCAAGGCCAACGUGGUGGACAGUGAGACUGUGGUUCGGGCUCGUGGGCUGCCCUGGCAGUCAUCAGACCAGGACGUGGCUAGAUUCUUCAAAGGGCUCAAUAUUGCCAGGGGUGGUGUAGCACUGUGCCUCAACGCCCAGGGCCGCAGAAAUGGUGAGGCCCUCAUCCGUUUUGUGGACAGCGAGCAGCGGGACCUAGCGCUGCAGAGACACAAGCACCACAUGGGUGUCCGCUAUAUCGAGGUAUAUAAAGCAACAGGAGAGGAGUUUGUAAAGAUUGCAGGGGGCACAUCACUAGAAGUGGCUCGUUUCCUGUCUCGGGAAGACCAAGUGAUCCUGCGGCUGCGGGGACUGCCCUUCUCAGCUGGGCCAGCAGACGUGCUAGGCUUCCUGGGGCCAGAGUGCCCAGUGACUGGGGGCGCCGAUGGGCUGCUCUUUGUGCGCCACCCUGAUGGCCGGCCCACUGGUGAUGCUUUUGCCCUCUUCGCCUGUGAGGAACUGGCACAGGCUGCAUUACGCAGGCAUAAGGGCAUGCUGGGUAAGCGAUACAUUGAACUCUUCCGGAGCACUGCAGCCGAGGUGCAGCAGGUCUUGAACCGCUAUGCCUCUGGCCCACUCCUUCCCACACUGACUGCUCCACUGCUGCCCAUCCCCUUCCCACUGGCAGCUGGGACCGGGAGAGACUGUGUACGCCUUCGAGGCCUGCCCUACACGGCCACCAUCGAGGACAUCCUAAGCUUUCUAGGGGAGGCAGCGGCUGACAUUCGGCCCCACGGUGUGCACAUGGUACUCAACCAGCAGGGCCGGCCAUCGGGUGACGCCUUCAUCCAGAUGACAUCAGCAGAGCGGGCCCUAGCUGCUGCUCAGCGUUGCCACAAGAAAGCAAUGAAGGAACGCUAUGUGGAGGUGGUCCCCUGCUCCACAGAGGAGAUGAGCCGUGUCCUGAUGGGGGGCACCUUGGGCCGCAGUGGCAUGUCCCCUCCACCCUGCAAGCUGCCCUGCCUCUCACCGCCUGCCUACGCCACCUUCCAAGCCACCCCAACACUCAUUCCCACAGAGACCGCAGCUCUGUACCCCUCUUCAGCACUGCUCCCAGCUGCCAGGGUGCCCGCUGCCCCCAGCCCGGUUGCCUACUACCCAGGGCCAGCCACUCAACUCUACAUGAACUACACAGCUUACUACCCCAGCCCCCCAGUCUCCCCCACCACUGUGGGCUACCUCACCACGCCCCCUGCUGCCCUGGCCUCUGCUCCCACCUCAGUGUUGUCCCAGCCAGGAGCCCUGGUCCGUAUGCAGCAGGGUGUCCCAUAUACAGCUGGUAUGAAGGAUCUGCUCAGCGUCUUCCAGGCCUACCAGCUAGCCCCUGAUGACUACACCAGUCUGAUGCCUGUUGGUGACCCACCUCGCACUGUGCUGCAGGCCCCCAAAGAAUGGGUGUGUUUGUAGGUGAGGGAGCCAGGAGGUAAGAGGUGGCUGAUGUCCUCAGCUAACGGGACUCUCCUGCAUCCAGAGAAUCAGCGCCCUCAACCCGGUGGCUUCUUUCUGGCUUGUCAAAAUUCUCAGAAGGCCCCCAGAGGAGCUCAAGCCCCAGCUCCAUCCCCCUACUUAUCACUCUGCCUAUUCACCCCAAGGAUGAUGGCUGGACCCUAAAUGGAGGGCUGGGGGUGGAAUGGUGCUACCCUGCUCCCAGUGAUCUGAUCUGGGCCUCCUAAGUAGCACACAGAGAGCCUUUGUUCUGUUCUGGCUAUGGUCCAUGCCUACAGAUUCCGCAGGGCUGCUGUCCACAGCAGGCUUGCUUUCUUUUGAAAAAUGUAAGCCCUGGUGCCUUCAGUAUAUGACUCUAGGGAGCUUCUCAGUAAAGAUCCCAAUGUUCUACCUUCCCCUGUCCCUUCUGGUGGGGGGCAGGGUAGCAGAGAGCGCUGGCCCCAGUCCCCAGGAUACUUGGACUUCUGUGGCCACAUUGUGCCAGGGGUAGUCCCACCUAAGGAUGCUAACCCCCCUCUAGCUUGGCACAAGGAAUAUCAGGUGGCAAAAAUCACAGGCUGUUUUGAUGGACUGUACUGCAGUAUCCCCAGAGGACACUAGGGGGCAGAAGGCCCUCACAUGAAAACUCAGGCUUGACUUUUAAAGGGACUUCUGCUUACUUUUCAUGCACACCUUGGGCAGGUCAGUUGUCCUGAACUCAGCAGACACCUUGGAAUGUCCUUUGCACCCAUUAGAGGGUGCCGAACUGAAGCUCUGGAAGGAAUUUGGAACUCUACCCUCUUCUCCGUAAAAUAAACAAAGGUUCUUAACCAAGUGGACUUCUUAAAAGCCAAAGUGCCCUUCACUUUGGCACAGGGUGAGGGGCUCCACACCAGCCCCAUGCAGAGGAACACUCAGGCAGAUUUCAAG
This is a messenger RNA of Hippopotamus amphibius kiboko, 3507 nucleotides long. It is a transcript of the gene ESRP2, whose product is annotated as epithelial splicing regulatory protein 2. The record is from RefSeq and is a predicted model, not a curated record. Lineage: Eukaryota; Metazoa; Chordata; Mammalia; Artiodactyla; Hippopotamidae. Gene Ontology annotation, cellular component: nucleoplasm; ribonucleoprotein complex. The transcript has 15 exons. Gene Ontology annotation, molecular function: mRNA binding. Gene Ontology annotation, biological process: regulation of RNA splicing. The coding region runs from base 370 to 2559 and encodes 729 amino acids.